AUGUUAUCCGUCGCUGGUCAUCGCUUCGCGAGUUUGGCUACCACGCCAGUCCUCCGUAUGGGCUUGGCUCGUUGCUUCUCGUCAGUCACUGGACCGUUCCAGUGCCCACCUCUGCCGUAUGUGAAGAACGCAUUGGAGCCUCAUAUGUCUGCUGAGACUUUGACAUACCAUCAUGAUAAGCAUCAUCAAACUUAUGUUGACACUUUGAAUAGCAUCGCUGCUGAGAACUCUACCAUCGCCAGCAAGACCCUGGAGCAAAUUAUCAAGACCGAGACUGGCAAGCCUUUUAACCAGGCUGCUCAGGUUUAUAACCAUACAUUCUUCUUCAACAACUUGGCGCCCAAUGGCGGUGGAGAGCCGACUGGCAAGAUUGCCGAGCUCAUCACUCGCGACUUUGGAAGUUUCGAGAAGUUCAAGGAGGAGUUCAGCGCUGCUGCCGUCGGACACUUCGGCAGUGGUUGGGUGUGGCUCAUUGCUGAUGACGGCAAACUGAAGAUUGUCCAAGGUCACGAUGCUGGCAACCCGAUAAGGGAGAGUAAGACUCCUCUUAUGAACAUCGAUGUAUGGGAGCAUGCCUACUACAUUGACUACAGAAACGCUAGAGCACAGUAUGUGAAGAACUACUGGAAUCUGGUCAACUGGGACUUCGUCAAUGACAAUGUUGCCAAGGCUGGUCUUUAA
This is a messenger RNA of Perkinsus marinus ATCC 50983, 681 nucleotides long. Its product is annotated as iron-dependent superoxide dismutase, putative. The record is from RefSeq and is a predicted model, not a curated record. Bases 1 to 681 code for a protein of 226 amino acids. The transcript has 5 exons. Gene Ontology annotation, biological process: superoxide metabolic process. Gene Ontology annotation, molecular function: superoxide dismutase activity; metal ion binding. Lineage: Eukaryota; Perkinsozoa; Perkinsida; Perkinsidae.